Molecule: messenger RNA, 3815 nt
Organism: Triticum aestivum (bread wheat)
Lineage: Eukaryota; Viridiplantae; Streptophyta; Magnoliopsida; Poales; Poaceae
Product: respiratory burst oxidase homolog protein B
Exons: 14
Coding region: 151-3588 (1145 amino acids)
Cellular component (GO): plasma membrane
Molecular function (GO): peroxidase activity; NAD(P)H oxidase H2O2-forming activity; calcium ion binding
Source: RefSeq, a predicted model, not a curated record
ACUGCUUCUUCGGUUCUGCUACUACUCGAGCCGAGCCGAAACCUCCGGCAUCGAGUUCCGGGGAGCGUGCGCUGAAUUCUGCCUCCGCAUUAGCUGCGGUUUCUUGGAGGAUUCUUGGGGACGAGCUAGAACCGGUGGCCAGAGCCGGACAUGCCUAGCCGGGUGGGCGCUGACGAUGCCCGUGGCGGCCCCGGAGUGGGGGAGAUCGUGGACGCCAGCGGCGGCGUGCGCGAGAGAGCCGUGCCUCCUGGGAACCGUUCCGCGGCGCGGAAGACCGCGCGGUUCGCGGAGCCCGUCUCCGCGCCGCGCGGGAGCGGCAACGUCGACGACGACGACGGCGACGGCGACGACGGCGACGGCGUGGAGAUCACCUUCGACAAGCGGUACGACACGAUCGCGGUGCCCCGCGUGAGACCGGUGGCGCGCGGUGAGGACCCGUGCGUGAAGCUGCUGGCGCGGACGCCGGAGAAGCCGGAGUCCUCGUCCGGCCAUGCCGUGCUCAAGAACUCCUUGACGCGGAUCCAGCAGGAGACCCGGCGGGUCGCGUCCUUGAAACGCCGGGGAGGCGGCUUCGACAGGCCCAUGCCGUCCGCCCCCGCGCGCGCGCUCCAGGGUCUCAAGUUCGUCAGCGAGACACACGCCUCCAACGGAUGGACCGAGGCCGAGAGGUUCUACGACAGAAAUGUACGCCUCCCCCGCUCCAUGUUCGGCCAGUGCAUCGGUAUGAAAGAGGCCGCGUUCGCCGGCGAGCUGUUCGACACGCUGGGAAGGCGGCGGCGCAUCUCCGGGGACAGCAUCGACAGGGCGGAGCUGCGCGAGUUCUGGGAUCAAAUCUCCGACCCCAGCUACGAGAACCGCCUGCAGCUCUUCUUCGACAUGGUGGACAAGGACGCUGACGGGAGGAUCAGCCAGGUGGAGUUCAAACAGAUAAUUACAAUGAGCGCGUCGGCGAACCAGCUAACGGUGGGCGGACAGGACUUCGAGGAGUGUGCCCGGUUAAUCAUGGAGAAGUUGGACCCCGACGGCCUUGGCUACAUUGAGUUGUACGACCUAGAGACACUAUUGGUGAAAUUGUGGAAGGAACCCAAUCCUCUGAGGCGGUGGUACCGCCACGCCAGAUACUUCCUCAAGGACAAUUGGCGCCCCUGCUGGGUCGCGUCCUUGAACCGCCGGGGAGGCGGCUUCGACAGGUCCAUGCCGUCCGCCCCCGCGCGCGCGCUCGAGGGUCUCAAGUUCGUCAGCGGGACAGACGCCUCUGACGGAUGGACCGAAGCCAGGAGGUUCUUCGACAGAAAUGCACGCCUCCCCCGCUCCAUGUUCGGCCAGUGCAUCGGUAUGAAAGAGGCCGCUUUCGCCGGUGAGCUGUUCGACGCGCUGGGAAGGCGGUGUCACAUCUCCGGGGACAGCAUCGACAAGGCGGAGCUGCGCGAGUUCUGGGAUCAAAUCUCCGACUCCUGCUACGAGACCCGCCUGCAGCUCUUCUUCGGCAUGGUGGAUAAGGACGAUGACGGGAGGAUCAGCCAGGUGGAGUUCAAACAGAUAAUUACGUUGAGCGCGUCGGCGAACAAGCUAAAGGUGGGCGAACAGGACUCCGAGGAGUGUGCCCGGUUAAUCAUGGAGAAGUUGGACCCCGACGGCCUUGGCCACAUUGAGUUGUACGACCUAAAGACACUAUUGGUGGAAUUGUCGACGACGACCAACGGGGAUGAAUCGAGCAAUCCGAUGGCGGAACCCAAUCCUCUCAGGCGGUGGUACCACCACGCCAGAUACUUCCUCGAGGACAAUUGGCGCCGUUGUUGGGUGAUGCUCCUAUGGUUCUCCAUCUGCGCCGGUCUCUUUGCUUGGAAGUUCGUGCAGUACCGUCAUCGUGCGGUGUUCCAGGUGAUGGGCUACUGCGUGUGCGUGGCCAAGGGCGGUGCCGAGACGCUCAAGUUCAACAUGGCACUCACCCUCCUUCCCGUGUGCCGGAACGCCAUCACGUGGCUCCGGAGCCGCACCGUCGCUGGGCAGUUCGUGCCGUUCAACGACAACCUCAACUUCCACAAGGUGAUCGCGGUGGGGAUCUCCGCCGGGGCCGGUUUGCAUGUCUUCUCCCACCUAGCAUGCGACUUUCCGCGGCUGUUGCACGCCACCGACGACGAGUACAAGCCCAUGAAGCCGUUCUUCGGCGACGUCAAGCCGCCCAACUAUUGGUGGUUCUUGAAGGGCACGGAGGGGUGGACCGGGCUAGUGAUGUUGGUGCUCAUGGCCAUCGCCUUCACGCUCGCCACGGGGCGGUUCCGCAAUAGGAAACCCAGGCUUGCCAAGCCCAAGAAGCAGGAUGACAACCUCCCCCGGCACAAGAAGCGAGACAACCUCCCUAGGUUGCUCCACCGCCUCACCGAGUAUGGCGGCGCCUCACGCAACCGUCUCACUAUGCUCUUCUACGCCUUGCUCAAUCGUUUCACCGGGUACAACACCUUCUUGUACACACACCACCUCUUCAUCAUCGUCUACGUGCUGCUCAUCGUCCAUGGCCACUUCCUCUACCUCACCAAGAAGUGGCAAAAGAAGACGACGUGGAUGUACCUCGCGGUGCCGAUGAUCGUGUACGCGUGCGAACGACUGACCCGGACGCUGCGGUCGAGGGUGCGGGCGGUGCAGAAGGUCAAGGCGGUCGUGCACCCGGACCCGGCGGCCCUGUUGUCGCUGCACUUGUCCAAGCCGCAGGGGUUCAGGUACAAGAGCGGACAGUACAUCUUCGUCAAAUGCCCUGAUAUCUCGUCAUUCGAGUGGCACCCCUUCUCCAUCACAUCGGCGCCGGAGGACGACUACGUCAGCGUCCACAUCAAGGCGAUGGGCGACUGGACAAAAGACCUCAAGGACGCCUUCAAGGUUUGCGAGUCGUCGACGGAGGAGAAGAAGACCGAGAUUCUCCGAGUAGAGUACGACCAUGACAAGGCCAUGCCAACUCUGGGGGAUAGAAAAAAGUACCCGAAGGUGCUGAUUGACGGGCCGUACGGCGCGCCGGCACAGGACUACAAGCAGUACGACACCUUGCUACUGGUGGGACUCGGCAUCGGAGCCACACCCAUGAUCUCGAUCAUCAAGGACAUCAUCAACAACAUGAAGCGGCUUCCCGGGGACAUCGAGUCAGGCAACCCUGGCGACGGGAGCACGCCAUCAUCGUUCCGGACUCGCCGCGCCUACUUCUACUGGAUCACCCGGGAGCAAGAAUCCCUGGAGUGGUUCCGUGGGAUCAUGGACGAGGUGGCCGAGACGGACGAGCAGGGCGUCAUUGAGCUCCACGUCCACUGUACGAGCGUCCACGAGGAGGGCGACGCCCGGUCGGCGAUGCUCACUAUGGCCCAGUCCCUCAACCACGACGAGCACGGCAUUGACAUCAUCUCCGGCAGUCGAGUCAAGACCAGCUUCGGCCGAGCAAACUGGAGGGAAGUCUACCGACACAUAGCCCAGCGGAAUCAACGAAAACGUGUCGGAGUGUUCUACUGUGGCAUGCCGGCGCUGACGAAAGAGCUGCGCGAGCUUGCGAAGCUUUCCUCGAGAGAAACAAGCACAACAUUCGAGUUCCACAAGGAGAACUUUUAGUUUUGCCAGCCAUCCAGCCACAAGUUUCUCUUAGCGCGGAAACCGCGUUAAUAGCAAAGACCGGAUACUAGAUUGUCAUAGUAUACCAUUUUCUCAAAUACUACAUGGAGUAUGUGCACUUGUGCAUCGUCAUGUAACUAUGGUGUUUAUAUUGGCUACUGUAUUUAUUGUGCAUCAUGUAAUAAAUUGCUUAUGUUGGAAUACGAGUAAUGGACCUACUUUGUAAA